This is a messenger RNA of Capra hircus (goat), 13726 nucleotides long. RefSeq names its product CUB and Sushi multiple domains 1 (gene CSMD1). NCBI's taxonomy places the organism in Eukaryota, Metazoa, Chordata, Mammalia, Artiodactyla, Bovidae. The record is from RefSeq and is a predicted model, not a curated record.
CUGCAGACAUGACUGCGUGGGGGAAAUUCGAGUCGCUGCUUCUGGCGCUGCUGGCGCUGUGCGCGGGGUUCCUCACUGCAGCCCAAGGUCAGAACUGCGGGGGCUUAGUUCAGGGUCCCAAUGGCACCAUCGAGAGCCCGGGGUUCCCCCAUGGCUACCCCAACUACGCCAACUGCACCUGGAUCAUCAUCACGGGGGAGCGCAAUCGGAUACAGCUGUCCUUCCACACCUUUGCUCUGGAGGAGGACUUCGAUAUUCUGUCAGUGUAUGACGGACAGCUCCAACAGGGCAAUCUGAAAGUGAGGUUGUCGGGAUUUCAGCUGCCUUCCUCCAUCGUCAGCAGCGGCUCCAUCCUUACUCUGUGGUUCACGACAGACUUCGCUGUGAGUGCCCAGGGAUUCAAAGCGCUGUAUGAAGUUUUACCCAGCCACACAUGUGGAAAUCCUGGGGAAAUCCUGAAGGGAGUCCUCCACGGGACACGAUUCAACAUAGGAGACAAGAUCCGAUACAGCUGUCUCUCUGGCUACGUCUUGGAGGGCCAUGCCAUCCUGACCUGCAUCGUCAGCCCCGGGAAUGGGGCCUCCUGGGACUUCCCAGCCCCGUUCUGUAGAGCUGAGGGGGCCUGCGGGGGAACCUUGCGGGGGACGAGCAGCAGCAUCUCCAGCCCCCACUUCCCUUCCGAGUAUGAGAACAACGCUGACUGCACGUGGACCAUCCUUGCAGAGCCGGGGGACACCAUCGCACUGGUCUUCACUGAUUUCCAGCUCGAAGAAGGAUACGACUUCUUAGAGAUCAGCGGGACAGAAGCACCGUCCAUAUGGCUGACCGGCAUGAACCUCCCUUCUCCUGUCAUCAGCAGCAAGAACUGGUUGCGCCUCCAUUUCACAUCUGACAGCAACCACCGACGGAAAGGAUUUAACGCUCAGUUUCAAGUGAAAAAGGCGAUUGAAUUGAAGUCAAGAGGAGUCAAGGUGAUGCCCAGCAAGGACAGCAGCCAUAAGAACUCUGUCUUAACGCAAGGAGGUGUUGCUUUGGUCUCCGACAUGUGUCCAGAUCCUGGGAUUCCAGAGAAUGGCAGGAGAGCGGGUUCGGACUUCAGGGUUGGUGCAAAUGUACAGUUCUCCUGCGAGGACAAUUACGUGCUCCAAGGAUCCAAGAGCAUAACAUGUCAGAGAGUCACAGAGACCCUGGCUGCAUGGAGUGACCACCGGCCGAUUUGCAGAGCAAGAACAUGUGGAUCGAAUCUGCGUGGGCCCAGUGGCGUCAUUACCUCCCCUAAUUACCCAGUUCAGUACGAAGACAAUGCUCACUGUGUAUGGGUCAUCACUACGACGGAUCCUGAUAAGGUCAUCAAGCUUGCCUUUGAGGAGUUUGAGCUAGAAAGAGGUUAUGACACCCUAACCGUGGGCGGCGGAAAAGUAGGGGACACCAGGACCGUCUUGUAUGUACUCACUGGAUCCAGUGUUCCUGACCUCAUCGUGAGUAUGAGCAACCAGAUGUGGCUGCACCUACAGUCUGAUGACAGCAUAGCCUCGCCUGGAUUUAAAGCUGUUUACCAAGAAAUUGAGAAGGGAGGGUGCGGGGACCCAGGCAUCCCAGCCUACGGGAAGCGGACCGGCAGCAGCUUCCUCCAUGGAGACACACUCACAUUCGAAUGCCAGGCGGCCUUCGAGCUGGUGGGGGAGCGAGUCAUCACGUGUCAGCAGAACAACCAGUGGUCUGGCAACAAGCCCAGCUGUGUAUUUUCCUGUUUCUUCAACUUUACGGCAUCAUCAGGAAUCAUCCUCUCACCGAAUUACCCAGAAGAGUACGGUAACAACAUGAACUGCGUCUGGCUGAUCAUCUCGGAGCCGGGCAGCAGAAUUCACCUCAUCUUUAAUGACUUUGACGUGGAGCCUCAGUUUGACUUCCUUGCGGUCAAAGAUGACGGGAUUUCAGACAUAACUGUGCUAGGCACGUUCUCAGGCCAUGAGGUGCCGUCCCAGCUGGCCAGCAGCGGACACAUCGUCCGUCUGGAGUUCCAGUCGGAUCACUCCACCACCGGCCGAGGCUUCAACAUCACCUACACCACAUUUGGUCAAAACGAGUGCCACGAUCCUGGCAUCCCCAUAAAUGGGCGGCGUUUUGGUGACAGGUUCCUGCUGGGGAGCUCGGUCUCUUUCCACUGUGAUGAUGGCUUUGUCAAAACCCAGGGCUCGGAGUCCAUCACCUGCAUCCUGCAGGAUGGGAACGUGGUCUGGAGCUCCACCGUCCCCCGCUGCGAAGCCCCAUGUGGAGGACAUCUGACAGCUUCAAGUGGAGUGAUUUUGCCCCCAGGAUGGCCAGGGUAUUACAAAGAUUCCUUAAAUUGUGAAUGGAUAAUUGAAGCAAAACCAGGACACUCUAUCAAAAUCACUUUUGAUAGAUUCCAAACCGAAGUCAACUACGACACGCUGGAGGUCAGAGACGGGCCAGCCAGCUCGUCCCCGCUGAUCGGGGAGUACCACGGCACGCAGGCGCCACAAUUCCUCAUCAGCACUGGCAACUUCAUGUACCUCCUGUUCAGCACAGACAACAGUCGGUCCAGCGUGGGAUUCCUCAUUCGCUACGAGAGUGUGACUCUGGAGUCUGACUCCUGCCUUGAUCCUGGGAUCCCCGUGAACGGGCAUCGGCACGGCAGUCACUUUGGCAUCCGGUCCACAGUGACCUUCAGCUGUGACCCGGGCUACACGCUGAGUGACGACGAGCCUCUGGUCUGUGAGAGGAACCACCAGUGGAACCACGCGUUGCCCAGCUGUGACGCCCUCUGUGGAGGAUACAUCCAUGGAAAGAGUGGAACAGUUCUUUCUCCUGGGUUUCCAGAUUUUUACCCAAACUCUCUAAACUGUACAUGGACCAUUGAGGUGUCGCAUGGAAAGGGAGUCCAGAUGAUCUUCCACACCUUUCACCUGGAGAGCUCCCACGACUACCUGCUGAUCACCGAGGAUGGGAGCUUCUCGGAGCCGGUGGCCAGGCUCACGGGCUCAGUGCUGCCUCACACCAUCAAGGCGGGUUUGUUUGGAAACUUCACAGCUCAGCUUCGGUUUAUAUCAGACUUUUCCAUUUCCUAUGAGGGCUUCAACAUCACGUUUUCAGAGUACGACCUAGAGCCGUGCGAUGACCCUGGCGUCCCUGCCUUCAGCAGAAGAAUCGGCUUUCACUUCGGAGUCGGGGACGCACUGACCUUCUCCUGCUUCCCGGGUUACCGCUUAGAAGGUGCUACCAAGCUCACGUGCCUGGGUGGGGGCCGCCGUGUGUGGAGUGCACCUCUGCCAAGGUGUGUGGCUGAAUGUGGAGCAAGUGUCAAAGGAAAUGAAGGAACAUUGCUAUCUCCAAAUUUCCCGUCAAACUAUGAUAAUAACCAUGAGUGUAUCUAUCAAAUUGAAACGGAAGCUGGCAAGGGGAUCCAUCUCAGAGCACGAAGCUUCCAGCUGUUUGAAGGAGAUAUUCUGAAGGUCUAUGAUGGAAAAGACAGCUCGUCGCGGCCCCUGGGUGCCUUCACUAGGAACGAGCUGGUGGGGCUCGUCCUGAACAGCACCUCCAACCACCUGUGGCUGGAGUUCAACUCCAAUGGAUCCGACACGGACCAGGGCUUUCAGCUCACCUACACCAGUUUUGACCUAGUGAAAUGUGAGGACCCGGGGACCCCUAACUAUGGCUACAGGAUCCGGGAUGAAGGCCAUUUCACCGACACGGUCGUCCUGUACAGCUGUAACCCGGGCUACGCUAUGCACGGCGGGGGCACUCUGACCUGUCUGAGUGGAGACCGAAGAGUGUGGGACAGGCCACUGCCUUCCUGUGUAGCUGAAUGUGGGGGGCGGAUCCAUGCUGCCACUUCAGGACGCAUCCUGUCUCCAGGAUACCCUGCUCCCUAUGACAACAACCUCCACUGCACCUGGGUGGUAGAGGCAGACCCAGGGAAGACCAUCAGCCUGCACUUCAUCGUGUUUGACACGGAGCUGGCCCACGACAUCCUGCGAGUGUGGGACGGCCCGGCGGACAGCGCCAUCCUGCUGAAGGAGUGGAGCGGCUCGGCGCUGCCCGAGGACAUCCACAGCACCUUCAACUCCCUCACCCUGCAGUUCGACAGCGACUUCUUCAUCAGCAAGUCCGGCUUCUCCGUGCAGUUCUCAACAUCCAUCGCAUCCACCUGCAACGACCCGGGUAUGCCUCAAAAUGGUACCCGCUACGGGGACAGCAGAGAACCUGGGGACACCAUCACCUUCCAGUGUGACCCCGGGUACCAGCUCCAAGGGCAAGCUAAAAUCACCUGUGUGCAGCUGAAUAACCGAUUCUUUUGGCAACCAGACCCUCCUACGUGCAUAGCUGCAUGCGGAGGAAACCUGACCGGGCCCGCGGGGGUCAUCCUGUCGCCCAACUACCCACAGCCCUACCCGCCUGGGAAGGAGUGCGACUGGAGGGUGAGGGUGAACCCGGACUUCGUCAUUGCCCUGAUAUUCAAAAGUUUCAACAUGGAGCCCAGCUAUGAUUUCCUGCACAUCUAUGAAGGAGAGGACUCCAACAGCCCUCUCAUUGGAAGUUUCCAGGGUUCUCAAGCCCCAGAAAGAAUUGAGAGCAGCGGAAAUAGUCUUUUUCUGGCGUUUCGAAGCGAUGCUUCUGUGGGCUUGUCGGGGUUUGCCAUUGAAUUUAAAGAGAAACCACGGGAAGCCUGUUUUGACCCUGGAAACAUAAUGAAUGGGACGAGGAUUGGGACCGACUUCAAGCUCGGCUCAACUGUCACGUACCAGUGUGACUCUGGCUACAAGAUCGCUGACCCAUCUUCCAUCACGUGUGUAAUUGGAGUGGAUGGAAAGCCUGCGUGGAACCGGGUCUUGCCCUCCUGCAAUGCCCCCUGCGGAGGCCAGUACACGGGAUCAGAGGGGGUGGUCUUGUCACCCAAUUACCCUCACAACUAUACCGCCGGUCAGAUCUGCCUCUAUUCAAUAACGGUACCAAAGGAAUUUGUGGUGUUUGGGCAGUUCGCCUAUUUCCAGACGGCGCUGAAUGACCUGGCAGAGCUGUUUGACGGGACGCACCCACAGGCCAGAUUGCUCAGCUCACUCUCGGGGUCUCACUCAGGUGAGACAUUGCCUUUGGCCACAUCCAACCAGAUUCUGCUCCGAUUCAGCGCAAAGAGCGGGGCUCCAGCACGGGGUUUCCACUUCGUAUAUCAAGCUGUCCCGAGGACCAGCGACACCCAGUGCAGCUCUGUCCCUGAGCCCAGGUAUGGGAGGAGAAUCGGUUCGGAGUUCUCGGCAGGGUCCAUCGUCCGCUUCGAGUGUAACCCGGGCUACCUGCUCCAGGGCUCCACAGCCAUCCGCUGCCAGUCUGUGCCCAACGCUCUGGCUCAGUGGAAUGACACGAUCCCCAGCUGCGUGGUCCCCUGCAGUGGCAAUUUCACUCAGCGGAGAGGUACCAUUUUAUCCCCCGGCUACCCUGAACCUUAUGGCAACAACUUAAACUGCAUAUGGAAGAUCAUUGUUACAGAAGGGUCAGGAAUCCAGAUUCAAGUGAUCAGCUUUGCCACGGAGCAGAACUGGGACUCUCUGGAGAUUUAUGACGGUGGUGACGCGAGUGCACCGAGGCUGGGGAGCUUUUCAGGUACCACGGUGCCAGCGCUGCUCAAUAGCACGUCCAACCAGCUCUACCUGCACUUCCAGUCAGACAUCAGCGUGGCUGCUGCUGGCUUCCACCUGGAGUACAAAACCGUGGGUCUCGCGGCUUGCCAAGAGCCAGCCCUUCCCAGUAACAGCAUCAAAACUGGAGACCGAUACAUGGUGAAUGAUGUGCUGUCCUUCCAGUGCGAGCCUGGGUACACACUGCAGGGCCGUUCCCACAUCUCCUGUAUGCCGGGGACCGUGCGGCGUUGGAACUACCCGUCUCCCCUCUGCAUUGCGACCUGCGGGGGCACCUUGAGCAGCAUGGGGGGAGUGGUCUUGAGCCCCGGGUUCCCCGGCACCUACCCCAACAACCUGGACUGCACCUGGAAGAUCUCCCUGCCCAUAGGCUAUGGUGCACAUAUUCAGUUUCUGAAUUUUUCUACCGAAGCUAAUCAUGACUACCUUGAAAUUCAAAAUGGCCCUUACCACACCAGCCCGAUGAUCGGGCAGUUCAGCGGCCCCGACCUACCCAGCGCCCUGCUGAGCACCACUCAUGAGACGCUCAUCCACUUCUACAGUGACCACUCGCAGAACCGACCGGGGUUUAAACUCACCUACCAAGCCUAUGAAUUACAGAACUGCCCUGACCCACCACCUUUCCAGAAUGGGUAUAUGGUCAACUCUGACUACAGUGUGGGACAAUCAAUAUCUUUCGAGUGCUAUCCUGGGUACAUUUUAAUUGGCCACCCAGUGCUCACCUGUCAGCACGGGAUCAACAGAAACUGGAACUACCCUUUUCCAAGAUGUGACGCUCCUUGUGGAUAUAACGUGACAUCUCAGAACGGGACCAUCUAUUCUCCUGGAUUUCCGGAUGAGUACCCCAUCCUGAAGGACUGCAUCUGGCUCAUCUCCGUGCCUCCUGGCCAUGGUGUCUACAUCAACUUCACCUUGCUGCAGACGGAAGCUGUCAAUGACUACAUCGCAGUUUGGGAUGGUCCUGAUCAGAAUUCUCCACAGUUGGGGGUUUUCAGUGGGAACACCGCCCUGGAGACAGCAUAUAGCUCCACCAACCAAGUGCUGCUCAAAUUUCACAGUGACUUUUCAAAUGGAGGCUUCUUCGUCCUCAAUUUUCACGCAUUUCAGCUCAAGAAAUGUCAGCCUCCCCCAGCAGUUCCACAGGCAGAAAUGCUUACAGAGGAUGAGGAUUUUGAAAUAGGAGACUUCGUGAAGUACCAGUGCCACCCUGGGUACACGCUGUCUGGGAUGGACACACUGACCUGUAAGCUCAGCUCCCAGCUACAGUUUGAAGGUUCCCUGCCGACCUGUGAAGCACAAUGCCCAGCCAAUGAAGUCCGGACAGAAUCCUCUGGCGUCAUCCUCAGCCCAGGGUAUCCAGGCAACUAUUUUAACUCUCAGACCUGCUCCUGGAGCAUCCGAGUGGAACCAAACUACAAUAUCACCAUCUUUGUAGACACAUUCCAAAGUGAAAAGCAAUUUGACGCACUGGAAAUAUUUGAUGGGUCUUCUGGUCAAAGUCCUCUGCUAGUGGUCUUGAGUGGAAACCAUACUGAACAAUCAAAUUUUACAAGCAAGAGUAAUCAGUUAUAUCUCCGCUGGUCCACUGACCAUGCAACCAGUAAAAAAGGAUUCAAGAUUCGUUAUUCAGCACCUUACUGCAGCUUGACCCACACCGUGAAGAAUGGUGGUGUUUUAAAUAGGACUGUAGGAGAAGUUGGAAGUAAAGUGCAGUAUUUCUGCAAACCUGGGUAUCGGAUGAUUGGCCAUAGCAAUGCCACCUGUAGACGGAAUCCAGUUGGCAUGUAUCAGUGGGAUUCCCUUGCUCCACUCUGCCAGGCUGUGUCCUGUGGAAUCCCAGAGUCCCCAGGAAAUGGUUCAUUUACGGGGAAUGAGUUCACACUGGACAGUAAAGUGACCUAUGAUUGUAAUGAGGGCUUCAAGCUGGAUGCUAGUCAGCAAGCUACAGCCGUGUGUCAGGAGGAUGGAUUGUGGAGCAACAGGGGGAAGCCCCCCACAUGCAAACCGGUCACCUGCCCAGGCAUCGAAGCCCAGCUCUCGGAACACGUCACUUGGAGGCUGGUGUCAGGGUCCCUGAAUGAGUACGGAGCGCAGGUGGUGCUGAGCUGUAGUCCCGGGUACUACCUGGAGGGCCGGCGGCUGCUGCAGUGCCACGCCAACGGCACGUGGAGUGUGGGCGAGGAGAGGCCGAGGUGCAGAGUGAUCUCGUGCGGAAGCCUAUCCUUUCCCCCAAAUGGGAACAAGAUUGGGACGCUGACGGUCUACGGUGCCACAGCCAUAUUCACGUGUAACUCGGGCUACACGCUCGUGGGAUCCCACGUCAGAGAGUGCUUAGCCAAUGGGCUCUGGAGCGGCCCCGAGACUCGCUGUCUGGCCGGCCACUGUGGCUCCCCAGACCCCAUUGUGAAUGGCCACAUCAGCGGCGAUGGCUUCAGUUACAGGGACACAGUGGUUUAUCAGUGCAACCCCGGCUUCCGGCUCGUAGGGACUUCCGUCCGGAUAUGCCUGCAAGACCACAAGUGGUCCGGACACACCCCAGUCUGUGUCCCCAUCACCUGCGGACACCCGGGGAACCCCGCCCACGGGUUGACCAAUGGCAGCGAGUUCAACCUGAACGAUGUGGUGAACUUCACCUGCAACCCCGGCUACCUGCUGCAGGGUGCGUCUCGAGCCCAGUGUCGGAGCAAUGGCCAGUGGAGCGGCCCCCUGCCCACCUGCCGAGUGGUGAACUGCUCCGACCCAGGCUUGGUGGAAAAUGCUGUUCGUCACGAGCACCAGAACCUCGCCGGGGGUUUUGAGUAUGGAGUGACUGUUGUAUAUCAGUGCAAGAGGGGCUUCUACCUGCUGGGAUCUUCCGCCCUCACGUGCAUGGCGAACGGCCUGUGGGAUCGCUCUCUGCCCAAGUGUCUGGUGAUAUCAUGUGGACACCCGGGCGUCCCUGCCAACGCCAUACUCACAGGAGACCUGUUCACGUACGGGGCCGUGGUCCACUACUCGUGCCGAGGGAGCCGCAGUCUCGUGGGCGACAGCAGCAGAGCUUGCCAGGAGGACAGUCACUGGAGUGGAGCCCUGCCCCACUGCACAGGAAAUAACCCUGGAUUUUGCGGUGAUCCGGGGACCCCAGCCCAUGGGUCUCGGCUUGGAGAGGAGUUUAAGGCCAAGAGCCUCCUGCGCUUCUCCUGUGAAAUGGGCUACCAGCUGCGGGGCUCGGCUGAGCGGACGUGUCUGCUUAACGGGUCCUGGUCAGGACUGCAGCCUGUGUGCGAGGCUGUGUCCUGUGGGAACCCGGGGACGCCCACCCACGGCAAGAUCAUCAGCAGCGAUGGCGUGGUGUUCUCCAGCUCGGUGGUCUACGCCUGCUGGGAGGGCUACAGGACCUCAGGGCUGACCACUCGCCACUGCACCGCCAACGGGACCUGGACCGGCACGGCCCCCGACUGCACACUCAUCAGCUGUGGAGACCCAGGGACUCUGGCUAACGGCAUUCAGUUCGGGACAGAUUUCACCUUCAACAAGACUGUCAGCUACCAGUGCAACCCUGGCUACACCAUGGAGCCUGCCACGUCCCCCACCAUCCGCUGCACCAAGGACAGUACCUGGAAUCACAGCAAACCGACCUGCAAAGCCGUCACGUGUGGCCAGCCUCCUCCGGUCCAGGACGGGAAGGUGGAAGGAACGGACUUCCGCUGGGGUGCCAGCAUCAGCUACAGCUGCGCCCAUGGCUUCCAGCUCUCCCAGCCCGCCAUCCUCUCCUGCGAAGGCCGAGGGGUGUGGAAAGGCGAGAUCCCCCAGUGCCUGCCUGUGUUCUGUGGGGACCCCGGCACCCCUGCCGAGGGGCGCCUCAGCGGCAAGAGCUUCACCUACAGAUCCGAAGUCUUCUUCCAGUGCAAGUCGCCCCUCCUCCUGGUGGGGUCGUCCCGGAGAGUCUGCCAGGCAGACGGCACCUGGAGUGGCGUCCAGCCCACCUGCAUCGAUCCUGCUCAUAAUACCUGUCCAGACCCUGGUACUCCACAGUUUGGAAUACAGAAUAGUUCAAGAGGAUAUGAGGUUGGAAGCAUGGUGUUUUUCCGGUGCCGAAAAGGUUACCACGUACAAGGCUCUACAACUCGAACUUGCCUGGCGAACCUGACGUGGAGCGGCAUCCAGACAGAGUGCAUCCCUCACGCCUGCCGCCAGCCUGAAACGCCAGCCCAUGCAGAUGUGAGAGCCAUCGACCUCCCCACCUUUGGCUACACCUUAGUGUACACCUGCCAUCCGGGGUUCUUCCUUGCAGGUGGAUCUGAGCACAGGACGUGUAAGGCAGACAUGAAAUGGACAGGGAAGUCCCCUGUCUGUAAAAGUAAAGGAGUGAGAGAAGUUAAUGAAACAGUUACUAAAACUCCAGUUCCUUCAGAUGUGUUUUUCAUCCAUUCGGUGUGGAAGGGAUAUUACGAAUAUUUAGGGAAAAGACAGCCUGCGACCCUGACUGUCGACUGGUUCAACGCAACGAGCAGCAAAGUGAACGCGACGUUCACUGACUCCCAGGGGGAGCUGAAGUUGGCAGGUGUUUACAAGAAGGAGGAGGCCCACUUACUUCUGAAAGCUUUUCAGAUAAAAGGUCCAGUGGAUAUUUUCGUCAGCAACUUUGAGAAUGAUAACUGGGGACUGGAUGGUUAUGUAUCAUCCGGACUUGAAAGAGGAGGGUUUACUUUCCAAGGUGACAUACACGGAAAAGACUUUGGGAAAUUCAAGCUGGAAAGGCAAGACCCCGUGAGCUCCGACCAGGACUCCUCGAGUCACUACCAAGGCACCAGCAGUGGCUCUGUGGCGGCCGCCAUUCUAGUUCCGUUCUUCGCUCUCAUCUUAUCAGGGUUUGCAUUUUACCUCUACAAACACAGGACUAGACCCAAGGUCCAGUACAACGGCUACGCCGGCCACGAGAACAGCAACGGGCAGGCCUCCUUUGAGAACCCCAUGUACGACACGAACUUAAAGCCCACUGAGGCCAAGGCCGUGCGCUUUGACACGACUCUGAACACGGUGUGCACCGUGGUGUAGCCCGCGGGCGGCCGCCUCAUAGCCAUACCUCCGACGACGGACAGCAGGGACCACAGGUGCCACAAACCCUCCCCUCCGGCCCGGCCCUUCCCGGCCACACGGGGUAUGCGGGCCACAGACAGACCCUCGUCCCGGGAGCGGACCCACCGCCGCCCUGCUGCGGCCUCGGCACGCGGAGGAAGGCGCGGCCCCGGGACGCGCGGCCUUGCCCAGCAGCCCUGCCCGCCUGGUGUGGCCCAGCUGCCUCUCAGUGCAGCCUCCGCCGGACGGCCUCUGGGCCACACGUGGUAGCACCGCAGUAUGGGUUCAUUGUUUUUUUGUUUUGUUUUGUUUUUUCUUAAAUCCCCAUGAAUAUUCUGGAAAAAGAAGAAGAAAAAAAAAAAAAAGCCCUCCUGAAGAAGAUACCUUUCCGGCAGCCGCACACACCUGCAGACGCUUUGCGCCGUCCUCCCCGAGACCGGCAAGCUUCGAGGGCCCCGCAGCUCACCUCGGGGCCGCCCCAGGGCCAUCUGCAAACUUCCCAGUCAGCUGUUCUCUCGCAGAAUUUUUGAUGCACAAUUUUUUGCACUAGUGUGUUAUGAAUGACUAAGAUUCUGAUAAAAAAAUAAACUAUUUACACGGGGUUUCUACACACUAUCCAUUGUAUAUAAGCAUCCUGCCAUACUGUCAAGCUAAGCAUUCCAGCUGCAGUUUAGUUAGCGUGUGAGAAACAAGAAAAAAAAAAAUCCCCAGAUAUGGCACAGGUUUUAAAAGGAAAAAUAAUAUCGAAGAGAUGUAUUUUAUUACUGCUUUCUGUUAGCUUCACAGCUGUGUUGAAUUCAUGGAGAAAGAACAGAGGCCUUUUAUUUCCCGCAUCCUUUCUUUAGUCUCGUCCCCAUCCCAUGACCAUCGAUAUUCCACUACUUCAUAGCAGGAGGUCCGCAGCACUUUCUGUGCCAUGUACAGAUGUGAAUAGUAAUUUAUUUUGGGUCACUCAUGACCUGCCUGUGGGUUUGGGCUCGCCACACAGUCUUCCCGUCCAUCCUCUGCUGUGAUUUCUCUCUUUCGCUGCCAUCCCUCUCGUUUUCUGUUAAAGAACUGUGUGUUCCUGGGACGCAGUGGAAAAGUUUCGGGAUGAUCGAAGUAGUAAAUGUUCCUUUAGAGGCAAGGAAAAGUCACACCCACUCUUCUUUCCUGAUGACACAGUUUAGAUAUUACUAUUAUAGAUUUCUUCUGUUUCAUGCUAUAUAAUCCCAGAUGGAAAGAAAACUUCGGUGAGUUUUUUGAGCUCAAAACUCUUCACAGGUAAAUUAUGAAUCACAGUAUAAAUAAAGUAGGUGUGACUCCCCAGGUGGUAACAGACCAGACAGGAAGCAGAAGAUGCGGCCGUGAGGAUGUUUACAUAAUAAACUCAGAGAUCAUGUUUAUUUUUACUUACAGCUGUUUGAUUUAAUUUUUUUUUAAAGGAAAAGCAUAUGUUAUUAUCUGAGUUUUAAGUAUACAUUCCACUUACUGAGAAGGUCCCCUUUGUCCAUCCUUGGCAGCAUCGGUAGAAACUUGGUUCUUGAGGACAUGUUCACACGUAGCUUUAAGACUGAUGUGUUUGUUGCAUGCUUCGAUGCAGGGCUUGAAAAGUGAAAAGGGAAAACACAAAUGUCAGGAUAAUAGCUCAUUCUUUCAAAAGUUUCAAUUUGAACAUUUCAGCCGCUCUUACCCAUGGGGCACUCACUGUUGUGCUGCCUGUUUGAAGGGCACAGCUGUCGGGAGGCGUGGCCAAGCUCCAUGGUCCCGGCCUCUCCCAGCCUCUCCCACCCACCCACAGCGUGGAGCUCCAGAGUUCGCCCUGGCCAAUCUGGCAGUGGGCCCGAGAGGGCUUUGCAGCCUGGAAUCCUUACGGCUUCUUCUCCUUAGGCCAGAUGCGGUCAGUUAGAGGCAGGCUCCUCGCACACCCAGGGAGCUGAAGUAAAGAGAGGACAGGAGGAAGCUGUCGCGUCUUUGUGUGCAGGGGAGAACAGGGUUACUAUACAUAUGAGGUGUAUAUAUAUACAUACAUAUAGAUAAAUAUAAUAGCGUGUACAUAUGCGGUUUGAGUCAUUCAAACUAGGUGCAAAAUGCUGACUUCAGAGUCUGAAUCAGUGUCUCUCUCCACAUCCCUGACCUGCUUGCUGGUCAGUGAUGUUACAAAACCCUGACACGACAGGACAUACCUACAUACAAGAAACCACAUAUCAGAUCAGACAUGAUUCUCCUUUGUGUGCAAAGUCAGAGUGUCCUCGGUUGCCAGUUUGGAGCAUGUUGUUAAAAAAAAGUGUCCCAUGAAAUUCUUGUGCGAGAAUUCUGCCCAGUUUCUUCCCAGGGUGUGUGCAGUGUUGAUCAGAUUCCCGCGAGGUGCUGGAGGUUUGGUCCAAGCCGUCGGCAAGUAUGCCCUCCUGUCCGGCUGCAGGAUUGUUUCCGGGAGCAGCCAGAGCCCAUGAGCGCGGGAGCCCCGGACAGGUUCUGUGCUUCAAAGCUGUUCAAACUGCUGCUUGUCCCGCACAUCUUGCCUUUCUUCAGGCUAGCUGCAAUAAUUUUUUUCUUCUGUAAAAUAUUUUGUAAACAACCACAAAAAAAAAAAAAGCUAUUAUAAAAAAGGGGAAAGAACGCUGGCAUUAUGAUCAGGAAACCAUCGCCAUCAGCCACCCGUCUCGCCACCUCGCCACAUGCUGCUGACAUGAAGUAGGUGCAAACGACCUUUUUGUACAGAGAUAUAUUUUUUAUGAAGAAUUUGUAAAAUUAUUAAAUAUGCUGUAAUUUUUUGAUUAAUGUAGGUAAAUUGUUAAAAAAAUAAAUGUUUUUACAAUACAAAACUGUAAUUUUCCCAAUAAUGUACAAUGUACCAUCUCUAGCUGACGUUCAGUUCCAAUCCUAUUACACAUGUAUUAAUAUUAAAGUGACCUGUUAAAAUGAACAGUUAUCUUUUUUUGUCAAAAAAAAAAUUAUACAGAGUGUAAUAUAGCCUGUGCAAUGCCACCUAUCUUUAAAGCAAAUCAGAGUUCUAAUUAAAUAUUUAAUUUUAG